GUUCAUAUGUGUUAUUUAACUUUUUAUUCAAUUUUUCUUCAUUAAACUAGUAAAAAUUUAUAAUUUCAUGACCUUUAAAACAGAAUUAUAUACCAGAUUUCUGGUUUAUGUAGCUCAAAUAGAAGAUGUUUAAGUUCGGAAGUAAAAAAGACGUAAACACUGAUUACAAGUGCACCAUAAGAUUGUUGGAUGACACGGAAGUUUUACAAUGUGAUUUUCAGAGUGAACAUAAAGGUCAAUACCUUUUGGAUUAUACAUGUAAUGCUCUAAAUCUAGUAGAGAAGGACUAUUUUGGAUUGAGAUAUGUUGACUCACAUAAACAAAGACAUUGGUUAGAUCUCACUAAAUCCAUACUGAAGCAAGUCAAAGGUAUGUCUCCAAUUAUAUUUUGCUUCAGAGUUAAAUUUUAUCCUCAAGAACCAUAUCGUUUAAAAGAAGAAAUAACAAGGUAUCAAAUCUUUCUACAAUUAAGACGAGACCUUCUUCAUGGCCGCUUAUAUUGCUCACAAAGUGAUGGUGCAAUGCUUGCUGCAUAUAUUAUUCAAUCUGAACUUGGUGAUUAUGACCCUGAAGAGCAUCCACCUUCUUAUGUAUCUGAGUUUAAAUUAUUGCUAAAACAAACUCCAAGAUUAGAAGAAAAAAUUGCAGAAAUUCACCAAACACAAUUGAGAGGACAAGUUCCUGCUGUUGCUGAAAUGAAUUUUUUGCGGAAAGCAUGUUUACUUGAUACUUACGGUGUUGACCCACAUCCUGUCAAAGAUCAUAAAGGGACACAACUGUAUUUAGGAAUCAAUUAUGCAGGCAUUCUUACUUUCCAAGGCAGUCGAAAGACUCAUCAUUUGAAAUGGCCAGACAUUCAAAAAAUCAAUUAUGAAGGGAAAAUGUUCAUUGUGCAUCUUCUCUUUAGUGAGGAUGCUCGGACAAAGAAAAAGCAUCUAGUUGGAUUUAAAUGCCCUUCUCAAGCAGCUUGUCAUCACUUAUGGAAAUGUGCUGUAGAGCAAAGAUAUUUCUUUACAAUGGAAUCAUCAAAUGAUGUUCCACAAGUAACAACUAGUGGUGGUAUAUUUUCAAGAGGUUGCAAAUUUAGAUAUAGUGGAAGGGUUGAAAAAGAAAUUGUUGAAGAUACUAAGGGCAUCAUAAGGGAGCAACCACAGUUUCAGCGAUCUUUCACAAGGCCUCCAUCUUUCCGUAAAUAUAUUGAUGGAUAUUUUAGUUCACCAUCAACAUCUCCUAAAGAUGAGCAUAUAGUGAAUGAUUAUAAUAAUGUGAUGUACACCAAUCAUACCGUCAACAGUGUGCAUGCUGUUGUCAAUGAAGAUGAUUCACUGCAAGUGAAUCAUAACUCAGCUGCUCUUCAGACUUCUCCUUCAGAUGGUUUAGAUAUAUUGGAAGAAGAAUGUGAUUCAUAUAAUCCAACAGAUACUGUUCUUUCUGAAUCUCCAUCUUUUAGCAGCAAUCAAGCAUCAUGCAAUAAUUCCUUAAUGAGACCAAAUUCAGAAGAGGGCAACCACGAUGACUCCGACUCUGUGGAGGAGCUUCCUGAAUCAUCUGAAAUGCAAAGUUCAUAUCAGUCUUCAGUAUGCAGACAGACUGAAGAUGUGAUGCCAUUGGAUGUUAAAAUUCCAAAGCGCAAAGUUCCAAUGGCUCAGUCAACUGCUCUUCCUUUACAUGUAAAUGUGAUGCGUGUGAUUGUCUUAGCCUGUUUGUUUGUCUUACUUCUUCUAUCGUGCCUUUUGAUCGUCAUCAUGGAAUCAGAUUCAACCCUUUUUAGUGACAUUCGUAAACUGCCUGAAAUGAUCAUUUUACGGCGAGAGUAUUAUGAACCUGCUAAGGACUAUAUUGUAGAACACAUGAAUUAUUUGUUCAAGAGAUGAAGUCAUUGGAGAGUUUGUUGAAAACAGAAUUUGUUUUAUUUCUUCAUGUUAAUUCUAAAGGAACAAAAUAAGUCUUUCCAAUUUAUAUAAAUAUAUAUCUAUGCAAUUUUGCUUCAUGUUAUUGUUAUGUAUAUGAGCCAAAACAGAUUGAAAAAAAUUAUAUGAAAAGCCCAUUUCUUACUUUUUUUUAUGGGCUAUGUCUUGUUACAUUGCAUUUCAAAUCUUUUUAAGAUUGCUAAAAUUUAUGA
Molecule: messenger RNA, 2122 nt
Organism: Argiope bruennichi
Lineage: Eukaryota; Metazoa; Arthropoda; Arachnida; Araneae; Araneidae
Gene: Frmd5
Product: FERM domain-containing protein 5-like
Exons: 14
Coding region: 126-1874 (582 amino acids)
Cellular component (GO): cytoskeleton
Molecular function (GO): cytoskeletal protein binding
Source: RefSeq, a predicted model, not a curated record